Messenger RNA from Owenia fusiformis, 2773 nucleotides. Lineage: Eukaryota; Metazoa; Annelida; Polychaeta; Sabellida; Oweniidae. The record is from the annotation of a GenBank genome assembly.
AGAUAAUCUGCGACGAAGAAAAUAGAGUGUGGACUACUGUUAUGAAAAUAUAGUUAGCCAUCAAUGAUUCAAUAUAUGAUUUAUCAUUCCGAUGAGAUUUUAUAUGUUUAUAUGAAGCUUUAUGAAGCUUUAUAGCUUUAUAUGUUAGUACUUAUUUGAUGAGGUCAGCUCAACGGCAUAUCUUUAGACCCAAGGCCCUCAACUCAAGACGACAAUCCGAAGCUCUUGAAAUAUCAUUCUGUUGAUCAAAGGUCAUGUAAUAUGCACAUAUGUUUGUGAUAAGACAGUUGUGUAGCAAUAAUACUUAGACGCUGGAUAACCAGGUGUACUGUAGCUUUAGUUUUUCUUCUGCUAUUUGCAAAGCAUUUAUCAAAACUGCUGCAAAAGGUCCUAAGAAACUUGGGAUGUCUACUGCAUUAGAAGCCAGAGAGAGGUCAUUCUUUCUCAAUGGAGAGAAGCUAGUGCUUGUCAGCGGGGCAGUCCACUACUUCAGGAUUGUACCAGAGUAUUGGAGGGACAGGCUUAUCAAGAUGAAGGCAUGUGGUCUCAAUGCUGUAGAAACGUAUGUUCCUUGGAAUCUUCAUGAAGAAGUCAGGGGAGAAUUUAACUUUGAGGGAAUGCUAGAUGUCAGAAAGUUUAUUCAGAUUGCCCAAGAGGUGGGCCUGCUUGUGUUGUUUAGACCAGGGCCCUACAUAUGUGGAGAGUGGGACUUUGGAGGUCUACCCAGUUGGUUGCUGCAUGACCCUGAGAUGAAGGUUCGCUCAUCCUACAAGCCAUAUACUGAUGCUGUUGGUGCUUAUUUUGGCAAACUUCUCCCCCUUGUGGAAGACCUACAGUUCAGCAAAGGGGGGCCUAUUGUUGCCAUGCAAGUUGAGAAUGAAUAUGGUUCAUAUGGCAACGACAAGGAAUAUAUCAGUUUUCUCAAGGCUACUAUGGAGAAGUACAAGAUGACAGAGUUGUUUUUUACCUCAGAAAAUGGUAUGGGUGUCCAGAGAGAUAAUCUGCCUGGUGUACUGGUCACUGCAAACUUUCAGGAAUAUGACCAUGGCUAUAUGAUCUUUGAGUACUUAAAGAACAUCAAGCAGCCAGACAUGCCUCUAAUGGUGAUGGAGUUCUGGACUGGAUGGUUUGAUCAUUGGACUGAGAAGCAUCAUGUUUGGAAGUCUAAAGAGUUUAAGAAGGUGUUAGAUUACAUCCUGUCUGAGGGCUCCUCUGUGAACUUCUACAUGUUUCAUGGAGGCACAAACUUUGGUUGGAUGAAUGGAGCCAAUGAGGGCCUGGGGGCCACCAAUGAGGCUGGGAAGGAACCCUAUAGGGCAGAUGUCACAAGCUAUGAUUAUGAUGCACCUUUAGCAGAAAAUGGAGAUGUCACAGAAAAGUUUCAUCUGAUCAAAGAACUGGUCCAGAAAUAUCUACCUAAUCAAGUUACUUCCCUACCUGAUCUGCCACCUAACAUCCCCAGCACAACAUAUGGUAAACUGAGCAUGACAUCAUAUCUCAAUAUGAAUGAUCUUCUUACCUUCAUCAAGCAAAUAGAGAGUAAGAAGGUGGUUCCGAUGGAGAUGUUAGACAUAAACAAUGGAGGGGGUCAAUCAUUUGGCUUUAUCCUGUACAGGACCACCAUUAGCCAGGGGAAACAAGUAAAACUAACUGGUACAGUGAAAGAUAGAGCAAUUGUGUACCUUAAUGGGGAACAAAUAGAUGUGCUAGACUGUACAGUAGAGGACCAUGUUAUACCAUUGGAAUUGGCAUCUGGAGAGAAUACACUGGAGAUACUGGUGGAGAAUAUGGGUAGGGUUAACUAUGGUGACUUUCAGAGUCCAAUCCUCAAUGACCAGAGAAAAGGUCUUAGAAAUGAUGUGCAAUUAGAUGGGAAAGUGAUCAAUUCAUGGAUAAUUUUUCCAAUGGAGUUCAAGAAAUCAUUCCUCCAAGAUAUAUCAGAAUCUUUCAAGUGGAUGAACUCAGAUUCUUCAGUAAAUGUUUUGAAGAGCCCCAGACUAUUUAAAGCCACAUUAGAUAUUAGUUCUACACCACAAGACACUUACAUAGACAUGCAGGGCUGGGACAAAGGUAAUGUGUUUGUGAAUGGCUUCAAUCUUGGUCGUUACUGGGAGAUAGGCCCACAACAAACUCUAUAUAUACCCGCCCCCCUCUUGAAAGAAGGACAAAAUGAGAUUCAAGUAUUUGAGCUGUCUAAAACUAAUGGAGGCCUAGUGACAUUCUGCGACAAGCCAAACCUUGGAGAGCUUGCUGAGCAUACAUCUGACUUUGAUAACACCAUAGUUAUUCAGUCCUAGUAUUUGAGCUACACAGUGCCAAGUCGGCAGUUUCCCUCACAGACAAGCCACAUUUAGGAGAGACUGUUGACCAAAAACUAAACAUUCCUUUUCAUUUACAAAUAUGGCUUAAUGCUUUGAAAUUAAUUUUAAGAUAUGGUGGCUGGUUAGCAUGGCCAAUUUUAAAAAGAAUUAUGUGAUUUUUAUUCGUGAUUUUCAGUUGUGUAAUAGAACUAUAUAGAACAACAACAAAAAUCAGUGAAUUCCAAUAGUGAUACAAUGGUGAGCUAUUUCUGUAGAAAAUUGUAAAGUAGCUUUGAUGUUAAGUGGUGAUAUAGAUUAUUACAAAUGAAAGUGUGUAUACCAUGAAGGUUUGGAUACCGGUGCCAUGUAUUAGGGUUGAAUGAAAAGACCCAAAACUUGUCUUAUUCAUUCCAUCUUGAAUUGUUUAUGAUAAAGAAUGACAAAUAAAUUGAAAUUACAUAUUUUGUGAACAA